UUUAAACUUCGGGAAAAUGAGGUAAGAGGAGAAAAGAAAAUGUCACGGUCGGUACGGUGUCGUUACGGUCAACGAGCUUAGUGUGACUGCCUAAGCGUCAGUCACGCCGAUUUACCGUAAAACCCCAAGUGCGCCUUUUACUAGACCCUCACCGACUGAGAGAGUAUCUACUCUUUGACGGAAUUCCCCCUCUUCCGAUCCGAGUCAACUAAGCCUCGCCGGAAAAUCUAACAAUGCCGAGUCGACUUAUUUUGCUACUCUCAUUAUCCUCUCUUCUCCUGCUUUCAAUAAUCGUCACUCCGGCCGUAUGUAAAACCUCCGCCGCCGCCGUCGACGACGACGACGAGGACCUCAGCUUCCUCGAAGACGGAGACGACGAAGCAGCAGACCACUCCUCCCCUCACCAUUACGGCGGUGAAGACGACUUCUCUGAUCAGGAAGAAAGUUACGACGACGACGACUUCGAGGUCCCAUCUAAUUUCGAUCACGGCGACGGUGGAAAUGAAGAUGAGGUCGGAUUCAAUUCCGGCGUGGACGAGAAAGAUGUUGUGGUGUUGAAGGAAGGCAACUUUAGUGACUUCAUUGAGAGUAAUAAGUAUGUGAUGGUGGAAUUCUACGCGCCGUGGUGCGGACAUUGUCAGUCUCUUGCGCCGGAGUACGCCGCCGCCGCGACGGAGCUGAAGGCCGGAGCUGGGAAUGAAAAAGUUGCGCUGGCUAAAGUGGAUGCUACUGAGGAGAAUGAGCUUGCUGAGCAGUAUGAAGUGCAAGGAUUUCCUACCGUGCUUUUCUUCAUUGAUGGGGAGCAUAAGCCUUACAAUGGUCAAAGAUCCAAAGAUGCGAUUGUAACUUGGAUAAAAAAGAAGAUUGGACCUGGUGUUGCAAAUAUUACCACACUAGAUGAUGCAGAGCGCAUUUUAACAUCUGAGGAUAAAGUUGUUCUAGGCUUUCUCAACUCACUAGUGGGUCCUGAAAGUGAUGAGCUAGCUGCUGCUUCAAAACUUGAUGAUGCUGUUAACUUUUAUCAGACAGUGAGUCCUGAUGUAGCCAAGUUGUUCCAUUUGGAACCCAAUGCUAAACGACCUGCUGUGGUAUUGCUGAAGAAAGUUGCUGAGAAAGUUACUACAUUUGAUGGUGAGUUCACAAAGUCCGCUAUAGUAGAGUUUGUCUCAGCCAACAAGCUUCCUUUGGUGACCACUUUUACUAGAGAAAGUGCUCCUCAAAUUUUUGAAAGUCCUAUUAACAAACAGCUGUUGCUUUUUGCUAAAUCAAGUGAUUCAGAAAAGUUUCUCCCAACUUAUCAAGAAGUGGCAAAGCUUUUCAAGGGAAAGCUUAUCUUUGUGUACGUGGAGAUGGACAAUGAAGACACUGGAAAGCCUGUCGCAGAAUAUUUUGGCGUGGAUGGGGAUGGUCCAAAGGUUAUCGCAUUUGCUGCAAAUGAUGAAGGCAAGAAGUACAUUCUUGAUAAAGAAUUUACUCUUGACAAUAUCAAGGUGUUUGCGUCAGACUUCUUAGAAGACAAACUGAAACCUUUCUAUAAGUCUGAUCCAAUUCCUGAGAUGAAUGAUGGGGAUGUAAAAAUAGUUGUUGGCAAUAACUUUGAUGAGAUUGUUCUGGAUGAUUCAAAAGAUGUUCUUCUGGAGGUAAACAGUCCAACUAUUCAUGAUUUGAUUUUUUUUUUUUUUGGAAAUUGAUGUAUUUCCUUCUCCUUGUUCUGGGAGUACACUACAGAUAUAUGCACCGUGGUGUGGUCAUUGUCAGUCUCUAGAACCAACAUAUAACAAACUUGCCAAGCACCUUCGUGAUGUUGAAUCUAUCGUUAUUGCAAAAAUGGAUGGAACUACAAAUGAACAUCCUCGUGCCAGGGUAAGCCCACAAUUCUUGUGUGGUUAAUGUUCCUUUAAACAUUGUGGACUAAACAUGUACACUCUAGUGGCAUUUUAGUUUGAAUAGUUGACUUCUGAAGUAGUAGAGUAUGUACCAAUGCAGGCUGAGGGGUUCCCAACGCUACUAUUCUUUCCAGCAGGAAAUAAGAGCUCUGAUCCUGUAAGUUUUGAAUCCUUGAAAAUCGACAUAUUGCUUUCUUUAGAUUGUGGCUGUUUCCAUGAUCAACGUAAUGAAGUGUUGGUUAAAAAAUCAAAAGAACAAGUAACCACUCCUAAUGAUGUGGCAGAUUCCGGUUGAAGCCGAACGAACAGUGAAGGCAUUGUACAAGUUCUUGAAGAAACAUGCAUCUAUUCCCAUCAAGCUUCAGAAACCAACUUCUGAUGCUAAAGAAGGGACCGCGAGCUCCACCGCUGAUGUAAAGGACGAACUAUGAGAUAUUACAACUAAUGCGGAUGACUUCUGCUCAAGCUGCCGACCCAAUUAUGACGAAAACUAAAUUUAGUCAGCUCUCAAGGCACGAGAAAGUGCCUCUUACUGAAUAAAAAACCAACAUUUUAUGUAGUUACUAGUAGUCUUGAGUUUGGAAAUCGGAACAAACGAACGAGUUUCAAAGUUCCUUUCACAGGACUAGAGAUAGAGUAGUAGAAGCAGUACUUAUCACUUAGGUCCUUGUCCAUCCAUUCUCUCCCAAAACUAGCCUUCUUGUAAGGUUUCGUUUAGUAACAUUCUUUUUUUUGUUUGAUUUUUUGCGUGUUAUUUUGUUUUCCUUAUUACGUAUUUAAACAUUUGUAAAUUCAUGAUGUUUUGUCAUUUUUGUUCCUCUUUUUUUUUUUUUUUUG
Oldenlandia corymbosa var. corymbosa is the source of this 2723-nucleotide messenger RNA. The record is from the annotation of a GenBank genome assembly. Lineage: Eukaryota; Viridiplantae; Streptophyta; Magnoliopsida; Gentianales; Rubiaceae.